GUGGCGGGUGUCGCGCGCUCCGCAGCUGUGGCCUCGCGCUCCCCCUGACGCCGCCGCCGCCUCUGCUCUUUUCUCCUCUUCUUCUUCUCUUCUCCUUCGCCGGAUCCAACCGCCACCAUGUCGAGCAAAAGGGCCAAGACGAAGACGACGAAGAAGCGGCCUCAGCGCGCCACUUCCAAUGUCUUCGCCAUGUUCGACCAGUCCCAGAUUCAGGAGUUCAAGGAGGCCUUCAACAUGAUCGACCAGAACAGGGACGGCUUCAUCGACAAGGAAGAUCUGCACGAUAUGCUGGCCUCCCUCGGGAAGAAUCCAACCGACGAGUAUCUGGACGCCAUGAUGAACGAGGCGCCGGGCCCGAUAAACUUCACCAUGUUCCUCACCAUGUUCGGCGAGAAGUUGAAUGGCACGGAUCCAGAGGACGUCAUCAGGAAUGCUUUCGCUUGCUUUGAUGAGGAAGCAACAGGCAGCAUUCAGGAGGAUUACCUGAGGGAGCUGCUGACCACCAUGGGAGACCGCUUUACGGACGAAGAGGUGGACGAGCUGUACCGGGAAGCGCCCAUCGACAAGAAGGGCAACUUCAACUACAUCGAGUUCACCCGCAUCCUGAAGCACGGGGCCCUAGACAAAGACGACUGAAGGGCGGGCCCAUCGUCCCCGCUGGCAGCCGGCCGCCCUCCUCGCUCCUCUCUCUUUCCGAGACUUUGUUUUCUGGUAAAAACAAAAAAAACAAAAAACCUGUUGCAUGCACUUCUCUUUUUCAGCUUCUGCCUCUCUCUCGGUGUAUUUAUUCCAAGCCAUUCGGGGCAUACUUAACUGCACCUCUAAUCAGACUGGAAGUGGGUGGGUGGGCGGGGGGGAGGAAGGGGUCACUCUAAAAUAGCUUAAAAAAGAUCAUGGGAAUGAUCGGUAUCGUCAGAGCCAAGCGGUGGCGGAAGCCUCGGUAUUUCUGGUUUAGCUGGAUUUUUACAUUUUUGUAAUAGUAUUUUGAAAUAAAGAUGAUGAAUCGACCGCGUCCGGUUAAUAUA
Molecule: messenger RNA, 1025 nt
Organism: Ornithorhynchus anatinus (platypus)
Lineage: Eukaryota; Metazoa; Chordata; Mammalia; Monotremata; Ornithorhynchidae
Product: myosin regulatory light polypeptide 9
Exons: 4
Coding region: 118-636 (172 amino acids)
Biological process (GO): platelet aggregation
Cellular component (GO): cytoplasm
Molecular function (GO): calcium ion binding
Source: RefSeq, a predicted model, not a curated record